GGAAUGAAUUUGAUUUGGAAUUGAAACACAGUCAGGAAAGUAUAUACGAUAUCGUCAAUACCAGCGAGUUAACUGCAAUUGAAGAAUGUUAAAUGUUGAAAAUAAAAUAUAAGUUUUACAUUCAAACAGAAUUUAAAUUACAUUUUACAUAUCUGAUCCAUUUAUGAAUUAUUAGGCUGACAACAAUAUUGAAAUUAUAAGCUAGUAUUGCCAUCAUGCGUCAAACAAAUUCAAUAAUUAUCAUGCGAUCAUGCGUCAAACAAUUUACGUACAUUUUGAGCGUUUAUGACCUUAAACCGACGAGAUUUUGCUGGUUAUAGAUCUUUAAAUUUGCAAAUUGGAAGCUUCUUCGUAAGCAAUCUAUUGGGUUUCAGAAAACACACAUUAUACUCCCACACACAGUCAAUUUAAAAUGUUAUCAUUAUUUUACCAAACAUCGCAAAUAAGUACAAAUCACAACAGUCACUUCUCGGGCUUUUGGAUAAGAUAUAAAAGCGUAGUUCGAAAGUGCGUCUUGAAAAGUUAACAUAUUUGUGAAAAAACUUGUAGUUCCACAAAGGUAAGUAGAAAAAACUGCACAAAUUGUAAAGCUAGAUUGAUUUUAUUUUUAAUCAGAAGAGACGUAGGUAAAGUUGGCUUUUAGGUAGUCUGGGUCUGGACUGUUAGGAGUAGAAUGCAAACGACUUGAAUUUCGACAGGUUGAAUUUCGUUAACUCUAGAAACGGUUAGUGAAAAAUAAUCAGUGUUUGUUUCCGUGGAGCUACGAAUAUUUAUCAAGUUUUUGGGCAAGUAAGGGGCGAAUCUUUCAGAUAUAUCGCGUAAAGUGUUUUUCUACUUAUUAAUCCAAAUCAUAUUUAAAUAUUGUAUCAUUUGCUUUUAAAAUAAUAUACUGGCUGAACAUGUCUUGACUAUUAUAAUAUUAUACAGGGUGAUUCAAAAUUGGCGUCAUUUCUCUGGGGAUGUUGUCUGGCAGUUGUUGUUUAGGGAGUAUAGGAUAAAUAGCAAAAACAUGAACUCGUAUCAAAAACUGAGAUGAUUGCAAAAAAACUGGAUCUGAUAAAAAGCCUGGACUAUAGGGCUAUGAGGCUGUCAUCUGCCUCAUUAACAUUAAGUAAAUACAUGUUGCUUCUUGAAUAUCAAAAGCUCAUGUCAGAUUGAAAGAGGUUGCGGUUAGCGGUUAAUUCAAGAAUUAAUUAAGUAAUGGUAAGUUAAGGAGAGGGAAGUGGGUAACCUACAAAUGUGAAAACUCUUUGGUGAUUGGUGCUGAAACAAAAUUUUUACAUAUGAAUCUGUUCUAAAAAUAAGAAGUUUUUACAGCGCCUGCUAUGCUACUGUGGCAGUCCCCCAUCACUAUAGCGUACCCGCAUAUCCGAUAUUGCUGUCAAGCCAAGAAAUCAAAUCAAUAUAUUUUAUAUUUUUAUAUAAUUUCGCUAAUUGUGACAAUUUGAUAACAGACAUACAUAGUAUAUCUGUAAAUGCGUUUAAGUAAGCUAGGCAGAAGUUACGGCAACAUCGCUUCUCCGCAUAUUAGUAUAAAUGCCUUCCCCGGGUCGUUGGAUGUUGCUUUUACCAGUGGUUCCUCGUCAGUGUGUUUGCACGAUAAAAAGCGAGAAACGAAUUCGAUUGCAGCUUCCGUUUAAUCAGCUGCAAUUAUUAUUAUUUAAUGGAUCUAUCCGAAAUUCAAGAAAUUUGUAGACUUUGCUCUUCAGAUAAAGGCACUGGUGUACUGAUCAAUGUCUUCGACAAUGACCUUAAAGAACACCUGAAGGACGUGGUUUUAGUUACUACAGGAAUUCAUAUUUCAAAAAAUGAUUUGAUAUCAAAGAAGAUAUGUCAACGUUGCUGUGAAAUAACUUUGAAUAUGCAUAAAUACCGACAGGAUGCCCUUAAAAAAGAUCAAUCAUUGAAGGAAAAAUGUGCAAUGAUGCUUAACGGGCUCGGAAAUUCGAUAGCAAAAACUGAACAAGACACCGUUAGUUCUUUGCAAAUUUCCGAAAAAUUGGUGGGAGCAUGUGGGAAGCAAAAAACAAACGCGGGAUAUCAUAUCAAACACCAGUUGCAUCCAUCUAUAGCACAAUUAUAUCAGACAUAUCCCAAUAUUAAAUUGCCGAAAACAUGUGUUAAUAUGCACAUGGCUCCUGUUGUCGUUAUUCAAUUACAUGAAGUACGCAAGUAUUGGGAAAGUUCACAUGAGAAAACAUGUGAAACUAAAGUUGAAUGUAACAUAGCUAAGAAACGAACAGGAUCAGCUAUAAGCACGAAUAACAUUUUGGCGAAAAUACCUAGAGUUAGUUAUGGGACCAAUAAUCGUGCAACUGUGGUUACAACGAAGAAAAAACAAGAAGAUAUACGACACUGCCGUGCUGCUGAAAAAGUGGGACCUGUUGAUCCAUUUAAAGAGCAUUUCGUACAAGAAUCUGGCAAUGUUGUGUCUAGCGAUUUGGUUGAAAGUACCGCUUUCCCGUCCCAGCCCGCUUUCUUACAGGCGUUUGGUUUAACACCUACAAUCCCAACAGCAUAUGAACCGAUAUUUAUCUGUGAUAUCUGCGAAUGCGUUCAGAACAGCGCUCGACAGCUGAAUCAUCAUAAAACUACACAUAUGCAGUGUCAGUUUUGCAAGGAGAAAUUUGCAUCUUUUGAAGAUAAGGAGGUACAUGUGAAAACUUCGUGUGAAAUUGUGAAGCGACUAGAUUCUCCAUUUCCAAAAGUUUAUUUAGAGAAAAUUAACUUAAACGUGAAGAUUAGAAAUAUGUAUCGAGAUGCAUUUUCUGAUUGCGAUCCACUUCCAGAAGAUAUAAUGAAACCACCGACUUCGUCUCCAUGCAUAGAAGAUGCAGACAAUAUUAUAGUAUUAUCAGAUGAUGAUGUAGAGUGUGCUCCCGAACAUGCACCCAUUGCAGAUGUCCCUAAGACACCCAACAGUGUACCUGCUUCUAGUGAGGAGACGGGAUAUGUAACCGUUUCCAUAGUCAGACCGAGCAUUUCUAUAAAAAAUAGCACGUUGUUUGACACCAUCAGGUCCUCAAAUAUAAGUGACGGUGCAUUUCUAACAGAAGUUAUGACUCUUCUUAAGUCUGCAAAGAGUACCGUGGACGCUCUGCUACAAACAGAUUUACCGAGUGUCAAAGAUAUUCAAAUUGACAUUUCGACAGGCACAUGCGAGUUUAAAAAUAUAUCGUCAGAAUUAUUAUUCUAUAAGGUACCAGUUCAUAUAAGUAAUGGAUCGUUCCAUGUACGUUAUGUGUUCAAGUCAGACAGGAAAGUCAUUGAUAGUGAAGCACAAUGGAGAACCUUGAAAGUGAUUGAUGCAAGAAGGUCUUUCGCUGAAGCUUCUACAAAUUGUGCUAAUAUGUAUGUUGACAACAACACGCUUCAAACGUCGCAAUCAAACAAAUCGUCGCGUGGUUCAAUAUUCCCACAAGAGUUAGAUCUAACUUCAGUUUCAUCUAAUGCAAACAUUUUAAUAAACAGCCCUUUGAAGAUGAGGAACGGUCUUAAUGUAAAUUCAAGAGUGGUUAGUUCAUCAGCACGCACGACAGAGCCGUCUUCAGUGGGCAAUUUUUUACAAACCAAAGAUAUUUAUUUACCGACAGCUUCUCAUUUACGGACUCCUAUCAACAAAUCUAAACCGGUUUCAAGCCCUUUCGGCCGUUUUAGUGUGAAUACAAACAAUUCACCCAGACUUAAUGUUGGAUAUGAGGCUGGCCCACGAUUGUAUAGGGUCACUCCUACAUUUUCUCAUUAUAAUAGAAUUACCAACAUGCCAUUUAGCACAAUAUCCCCACAAAUGGCUAGUAAUUCAAUGACAGUUCCAGAAAAUCGGUUUGGGCAACAGAACAUUGAUGUUGGUUUAUCGCAAACUUCUGCCAAUCUCAACAGUUCAGUUGCAGCGUCACAAUUAAAUGUGCAACGUCAGCAUUACUUGAAUCAUUCAAUGCCCGCACAAAUCAGAAACCCUCCCAUAUUCCCAAUCCAACCAUCUACUUCAUCGACAAAUGAACUUCAAAUGGCGCAUUCCAAUGCAAUGCGUGUUAUUGCGAACCAAUCGGGUGCAUCGCACACUGGUGAGCCUGUUUAUUCUAACCCUACUGACCGACCGAAGUUUAGAGUAAAAACCAUGUCUGAAUUGCAAUAGGCUUUAUUAAUUUUUCUGCCAUUACCAUAUGUUUAGGAGGUAUGGUUGGCGACACAUGACAGUAGACGACUCCUAGAGGCAAUUUUUCCCGAUUUUGGUAAAUCAGGCUUUGUGAAAUACGUCAAA
Messenger RNA from Dendroctonus ponderosae (mountain pine beetle), 4261 nucleotides. RefSeq lists its product as uncharacterized. The record is from RefSeq and is a predicted model, not a curated record. The coding region runs from base 1664 to 4135 and encodes 823 amino acids. The transcript is spliced from 3 exons. Gene Ontology annotation, molecular function: zinc ion binding. NCBI's taxonomy places the organism in Eukaryota, Metazoa, Arthropoda, Insecta, Coleoptera, Curculionidae. Gene Ontology annotation, cellular component: nucleus.